AUGGAUACGUCAACGAUUCACGCCACGGAGCUGAACAAGGCGACGUAAAGAAUUGUAGAAAGAAACAAAGGCAGGAAAAGCCAAGCUUGCUUCGACAGAUAAGAACGUUUUCCAGUAGAAAUCAACCCGAGAGAGGAAAUUUAAACAACAUUUAAAAAUCAAGAAGACGGUAGAUUUAAUAGUCCGUGGUCCUAACAGAGAGGUGUAAUUCGGCCGCGGACGAAGAAGACAGGGAAGAAAAAAAACAAGCGCGAGAGAGCUUCGUAUCUUUUUCAAGCGGCCUCCAUUUUGUCUCCUCGCCCAGGCUGCGCCUCACGUGUCCCGGACUUGUCUCUCUCACAUGACCCUCGUGUUUGUCCCCGUGAUCAGCGCCGCCGUCUCCGCGUUUCAAGUGUUGCCGAAUAUCGCGUUUAAAAAAAAAGAGAGAGAAUCGCUCACCUUCAUGGAUAUGCUCGAACAGAGCCUGGAAGCUCAGACGAGUCACGAGAAACAGGAAACUGAGGAGGUUGUUCAGUUGCAGGAAGGAGAGGGAGUGGGGGCAGAGGAACCAGCGGCGGUUACCAUAGCAAGCGCCCAGCAGGCCGCAGUAUUUGCUGACAAUGUCCAGUACCAGUUCCGCACAGAAAACAGCAGUGGGCAGGUGACAUAUCGUGUCGUCCAGGUAACAGAAGACCAGUUGGAAUCAGCUGGAGAUGGAGGAGCUGCGGUCAGUGUCGUGUCCACUGCCGCCUUUGCUGGAGCCCAGCAGGCAGUUGCACAGGCUGUCAUCCAGAACCCUUUCAGUAAUGGAGGCAGUCCGGCAGGUGAGACAGUUGGGAGUGAGACACGUUUCGCUUACUUCCCGGCUGUCAGCGAUGGUACGGCAACCGCGGUUUCAGUGCAGGCAGCCACAGAUGCGACUCUUGCACCAGCAGCAGGUCAGUUUUACGUGAUGAUGAGUCCUCCAGAUGUGUUACAGGCAGGCACGCCACGGACCAUUGCCCCUCGCACACACACUUAUUCCACGAAGAUGGAUGGCCCGAGAGCACCACGAGACGAGAGGAGGAGAGCGCAGCACAAUGAAGUGGAAAGAAGAAGAAGAGACAAAAUCAACAACUGGAUAGUCACACUGUCAAAAAUCAUCCCAGACUGCAACAUGGACAACACCAAAACUGGCGCAAGCAAAGGAGGGAUCCUGUCUAAAGCAUGUGAUUACAUUAGAGAGCUCAGGCAGAGCAACCAGAGGCUGCAAGAGAGUUUCAAAGAGGUGGAGAGAAUACAGGUGGAUAAUGAGCUCUUAAGACAACAGAUUGAAGACCUGAAGAAUGACAAUGCACUGCUCAGAGCCCAACUCCAACAGCAUGGCCUUGAAAUCAGUGGAGAAACCAUUUCGCAAUGACGGACAGUCACACGCACGGAAUACACACACCUCCACAAAACCACCUCACAGACUUGAGAUGUUUGUUAACCUGAUAGAAUAAUAAUGGCUAUCUGAUAUUAACAGAAGUGAUCAGAGAAACUUUUGAACAAUAGUUAAAAAGCACAUCUACUGUUCCACCUGUGAGAGCUUGACCUACACGGACGCAGCAACAAACUGAAACGCAUCCCAAUAUGUGACGUAAACGGGCUUGCAUUGGACUAACUUGUCAUUUUAAUUUUUUUUUAUUUUUUAUUUUUUUUUGAGUUUUUGAAUUGUGAUGAAUUUAAAUUCUCAACAAUGCUUCAUGAUCAUAUUGUUUAAAGCUGGGUUGGUUUUCCUGUUUUGUUUUGUUAUGUUUUUCCCUCCCCAAUGGAAUUUCUUCUGUAAUUAUUACUACUGUCUCCAUUAUGUUAUGUUUUGCAUUAUUUAUUAGCUCACAGAGAAGAACACAACAGGGAUGUGAAACCUUUGUUUUGAAGCUUGAAUACCAUGAAGCCAGUUGUCUUUCACAUUUAAAAUGCUUUGCCAUUAAUUUAGAGCAAAUUUUCUUUGGUCCUGGGUCCAGGUAAGGCCUAGUUCUUUAAGCAAUUUCUAAGAUUAUGUUCAUCAGAUAUAUCAAAGUUGUGGCUGGGGUAUAGAUGUAUUUGGCAGAUAUAAUUGUAGUAUUGGGUUACAAUUUAAACAAAUGAUGUAUAAACAGCUCAGGGUUGACGAAGGAAUUACUAUGGCACAGGAUCGAUAUACAGCAACUGGCUGUGCCAUACUCUGAAUCCAUUUGGCCUAUAUGUCCACACUAAAAUAUAUUAAAACAUCACAGCCAAUGUGGCUUGAGCAGAUUUGAGAAUUCAGACCCCCAGGAUAAAUGUACUGAACAGAACAUAACUGAUGGUCGCAAGUAGGAGGAAAUGCUAACCUACUUAGAAACGCUUCCCAAUAACCACUUGUACCUGCCUUAAAAUUUCCAAAUUGCUUUGCUGUGGUAACAUAGAAAUGAAUAAAUUUAGUGUAAAGUGUAGUUUAUAUUGCGAUGUAACUAAUUCAUCGUUUUUAUUUUGUGGAAAUUUUCAAAACUCCAAGCAGUCUGGAUGUUUUUGUUUGUUUGUUUUGUUUUGUUUUUUUAUUGGGUGUUCAGCACUCUGUUCUGUAUUUGUCCCAAGUAUCUAUUGACUUACAUGCCCCAUUACGUCACAUAAGGUAAUGCACUGCUAGGACUUAACCUUUACUCUUUUCAGGUGUAAAAUCUGAAGAUGUUCUGCUGAUGCACUUCCUGUUUUUUUGUUUGUUUGUUUGUUUGUUUUGUUUUGUUUUGUUUUAUCUGUUUUAUUUGUUUUAUGUAUGCCCAGAGAUUGUCGCUGCUUCUAUGUGUUUUUUUUUCUUUUUCUUUUUUUCUUUUUUUUUUUUUUACCUGCCCCCACAAUUUUUCAAAGAGCAUUUUUUGUUUACAGACAGCAAAUAAAGAGAAUAUUCUCAUCGGA
Molecule: messenger RNA, 2874 nt
Organism: Ictalurus punctatus (channel catfish)
Lineage: Eukaryota; Metazoa; Chordata; Actinopteri; Siluriformes; Ictaluridae
Gene: usf2
Product: upstream transcription factor 2, c-fos interacting
Exons: 10
Coding region: 341-1378 (345 amino acids)
Biological process (GO): regulation of transcription by RNA polymerase II
Molecular function (GO): RNA polymerase II cis-regulatory region sequence-specific DNA binding; DNA-binding transcription factor activity, RNA polymerase II-specific; protein dimerization activity
Source: RefSeq, a predicted model, not a curated record